Bubalus bubalis (water buffalo) is the source of this 2321-nucleotide messenger RNA. RefSeq names its product proline-rich protein 23C-like. The record is from RefSeq and is a predicted model, not a curated record. The transcript has a single exon. Lineage: Eukaryota; Metazoa; Chordata; Mammalia; Artiodactyla; Bovidae. The coding region runs from base 348 to 1253 and encodes 301 amino acids.
GAGCCUGGAAGGGGGCGGAGCCUAGGGGCAGGGAUGUAUUUAUUGCGGUGCGGGAUGCGCUGGCCUCCCUUGCAACAUUGGCCAUCGCCGGUGGUUUCGCCAAGGAGUGAGCUUCGGUGACCAGGGAGCUGAAGUGCUGAACGCGGCUGCCCUGCGUGCAUGGACAGUGAGUCUCCCGGGAGUUGGCCCCAGAUAUCUGAGGACUUGCUUAGCAUCACCGGGUCCUGCGCCCCAGCCAGCCCGUUCCGGUUUGCCUUACAGGUCUUAGAGACCUGUCACAGCGAGCAGGACCGAGCGCCUCUUUGCCCUCUGUCAAGUCUCGGGUGUGCCGUCCUUCGGUCGUUGGGAUGGGCACCCGGCCCCUCAGUCCCAGCGCCUCCCCUGACGAUCUGUGGGGACCGCAGGCCGGAGGACCAGGCCCAGCCAAACGCCGCCGAACAGAGGAGCUGGAGUUUCCGGAGUCCGAGUCUGAAUUUGAGUUUGAGUUUGAGUUUGAGCCUGAGCCUGAGUCUGAGUCCGAGUCCGAGUCCGAGUCCGAGGUGGCACCCAGCCUGGCCGACGGGAUGGAGCCCCCCAUAGAGUGCCCGCCCACGGCCCAGCUGGUUGUGCCCACUGGCUUUGCCCUGCACCUGCCUCUAGAGCACGUCGACCUGCUGCUGGAGCCGGACUCCAUGUCCAUGGUGCAAGUGUCUCUCGGAGAUCAAAUCCUCAUGCUGGUUCCCGAGGCUCUCCUGGACUCGGACGUGGAAGCGCCGAGGGAGCAGAUCCUGGAACCGGCCGCUGUCCUGAGCCUUCCCGGCGAGUACAUGGCCCCGGAACCUGAAUUCUGCCCAGCUGUGCAAGAGGUCGCCUUCCAAGAAGAGGCCAAUGAGGACGACGCUGACCUGCAAGCCAACUUCCCGCGGCCUUGGAUGGAUGCUACAGGCAGCCCCGUCUCUGUUCUCUGUGACCCAGAGCUGCAGGGCUCCUUCCUAGAGCCCUGGGGUCAAGCGACCAACCUUAGUCCAGAGAAAGGCUCUUCUCACCACGACGAUUACCUGGACUUGCACCUGCGGGAGGCCUCCCAUGACUCCCCACUUCAACCUCUACCUCCUUCUCCUAGUCCUGGUCCCGUGGAGCGCCCGAAGCAUCCUCAGGGUCCUCCUUGCAAGGCACGGAGAAGCCUGAUCUUCAGUGAACUGAUCCCAUCCCCACCCACUGCCAGGCUGGGGACCAGAUCAGAGUCUUCCGAUGAGGGCUUCAUGUGCAGUUGACCGCUGGCAAGCAUCUCAAGAGCCAGAUGAGUUUUGGAUGGUUGCCGUGUUGCAGAAUUUUCCAUCAGUUGCAAAAUCAGCAUCUAGCUGACUAGAACACUGGCAAGGAAUUCACCAGGACAAAGAAAAGCCUCCUGAAAUACAGCUUGCUUUCAGAAGAUCAGACAGCUGCUUAGGGUUUUCUCUAGGGAGGUCACUCUGAAGUAUCUCUACCCCACCCCCACCCCCCAAUUUCCCUUCAAACCCAAGUGCCAAUGCUUUUUCUCUCAAAAGCCAUGCUUUCUCAGGCACCUGCCUCUGCCUGUUCCCCUCAUAUUCCAGCCAAUGGAGUGAUAUUUAAUCUCUUGUUGGUGAGAUAUUGUCCCUAAUGUCCAUUCUAAUUUAUGAGAACUUCUGUGCAGUGCGAACUUUUCUGGAUGGCCCCUGUCGUUUCCUGUGUGUUUUUGUGUCUGUUGAAUAUAGUCAAUAUCCACUGAAGAGUGUGGACAAAGUGUUUGGUGGAUACCAAACACAAAACUGUGAAGAGAGAUCAUGUGCCCUCCUCUUUCUGAGUGCUGAGGUUGGCAAUGGUUGAAUUCUGUACUGGGUUUGUGGGUUUUACAUAAAAUUUGUGACUCCCUUCCCUAAAGCCCACUGUUUCCCAUUGUUUUUAUAAUAGAAAUCUGCUGUCAUGGAGAAGUCUGUAAUUCUCCAGAUUCUGUGUUUUGAAUUGUUUUAAAACACUCACAUGGGAAAUUUGCUGUAUGACACAGGGAGCACAAAUUCCAUGCUGUGUUACAACCUAGAGGGGUAGAAUGGGUGGGAUGUGGGAGGGAGGGUCAAGAAGGAGAGGACAUACGUGUACCUGUGGCUGAUUCAUGUUGAUGUUUGGGAGAAUGAAAGCGUAUUGUAAUUAGCCUCAUAUAAAAAAUAAAAAAAGAAGACCCCACAUGUAUGUUAUCCAUUGUGACUGCCACUUAGAGACAGUUGGUUCUUAGAUUGACUUGGUAUCCAAAAAAACAACUUCAUGUUGGCCAUGGUUUAUGCAUAGAUUCUCCUGCCUGACCAAUAAAGACAAAAGUAUCUCCA